Aspergillus calidoustus is the source of this 321-nucleotide messenger RNA. The record is from the annotation of a GenBank genome assembly. NCBI's taxonomy places the organism in Eukaryota, Fungi, Ascomycota, Eurotiomycetes, Eurotiales, Aspergillaceae.
AUGGUACGACAAGCGAGCUCCCUUUUCCGCGAAAAUGCAAAUAAUCACCACCAUGGCACACUAGCCGAAGAGAGUCUGGCAAGCCUUUUCUUUUCUUUUUCUCCUGACGCCCCGCCACCAUGUCAUAAAAUGUCCGAGGAUCUUGCUUUCACGGAGCAUGGACCAGCAAGCAUUGCGUUUGGGCCCCGGGGCUGGCAAUUUCAAAUCAUCAACAAGAAGAAAUCAAGUUAUCCCGCGCCUGAGUUCUCCUUGACCUCUUGGCUUGAUCCCGCCGCCAAAGUGACAAAGGCCAGCGACAGGCAGCGGGAGAUCAUCAUUUAG